AUGUCAAGCCCAUCCGCCUCGCCGUCUGGCGCUCGCCGCGGCGCCUCCGCCCAAGACAUCCUGGCACACCACCUCGCCGUCGCAAAGGACUUUGUCAAGGACCCGCCCGUGCGACCCACGACCAAGCGCGCUUCGCACGCCUUCCUCGUCGGCUACCUCAUCAACGUCGCCCUCGACGGCAUCCUACCGGGCAUCCUCCGCAAGAAGUCCGCGUCCGAGGCGCUCAGGUCGCUCGUCUCCGGGCCAACGUUCCGCAGCGCAUCCUCGCUCGCCCUCUACUCGCUCCUCUACCGUACGCUGAUCAAGCACAUCACCAGGCUGCGCAUCCUCCUCCUCGACAAGGUCCCCUCGCCAGAUAGCCAGGACCUCUCGACGCAUCGCUCGCGCCUCUAUGCUCGUCUCACGCGCACCCUCCGCUCGGCCUUCCUCGUCCCCUUCCUAGCCGCCCUCGCCGCCUCUCCAGCCUCGAUCCUCUUUCCUAACCCAUCUCUCCGGCAGACCUUCUCCAUCUGGGCCCUGGUCAGCGGCAUCGAAUCCGUCUACCGCGAGGCGCGCCGCCACAACUCUCGGCUCGUCUCGUGGGUGCCCGACUUUGUCGGCGGCGGCUUCUUCUACGCCCUUGGAAACGGACAGCUGCUCUGGAGCUUCCUGUUCGAGCCCGAAUGCUUCCCUUCGGCCUACGGCAAGGUCAUCCUCGCCCGCUCCACGGCCUACAUUCCGCCGCGCCCCUCGGGCCUCCCCGCCAGCAUCCCCUGGCCCGCGCCACGAGAGGUGGCAGAUACCAUCGCGCUCCUCAGCACGCCAUCCUCGACCUCGCCCGCAUACCCCGCCUUCUCUGCGCCCCUUCUCUCCGCCUUAACCCCGCUCGACCACGCGACCACAUCCUACAGCCUCAUCAACCCCAUCCUCGACUACUCGCCCGCCCACCCUGCGCACACCUCGCUCCUCUGCGCGGUGCUGCACCCGACCGAACCCAGUUGCUGGAAAAACUUCUUUUCCUUCUGGGUCAGGGAGUGGGGUGCGAGCGCGCGCUUCGUCGCCGCCUUUGCCGCCAUCGGCCAGGCGUUUGCCUGGAAGAAGAUGCUCAAAGACCCCGAGACCGCGCUCUUCAAAUACGCCAAGGCCGUCGUCCAGGGCGCCACCGUCAUCAGCGGCAGCAUCGGCACUGCAUGGGCCUUGACGUGCUUCUUCCAGAAGUACCUGCCCCGCACCUUCCUGCCUCGGUCCAGGUACUUCCUCAACGGUGUCCUCAGUUCCGUCUUUAUACUCGCCGUGCCUCGGGCCAGGCGGGCGCAGCUGGGCUCUUACGUCACAAGGCAGAGUCUCGCCAGCACUUGGGGAAUCCUCAAGAAGCAGGGCAAGGUCAAGAGCAUCAGGAAUGGCGACGUCUUCCUCCUCGCCCUCGGCCUCGGAAUGCUGGCUUCGCUCCACGAGAACCGGCCCACCGCCCUGCCGGGCAGCACCCGGCGCGGCCUCUCCCUCAUCCUCGGCCCUCCCAACGAGGCGGAAAAGGCUGUCCUGGCCCAGCGCGUCGACCCUUCUGCCGACUUCAAGUCCGAAUAG
Molecule: messenger RNA, 1563 nt
Organism: Pseudozyma flocculosa PF-1
Lineage: Eukaryota; Fungi; Basidiomycota; Ustilaginomycetes; Ustilaginales; Ustilaginaceae
Exons: 5
Coding region: 1-1563 (520 amino acids)
Source: RefSeq, a predicted model, not a curated record